AUGCGUUUCUUCCAACGCCGUCGAGAAAAGGAUGCCGACUGGUUGCAGCAGAUGGAGGGAAACUGGUCUGACAGACAUGGCUCCUGUUACGAGGUCAGCCGGGAUGCAGCAUACAAAGGCACUUCGUACUCCUGCAGCGUGCGAAUCCAACGCCCCAGCGGCGAGGCAUUUUCAAGACCAGCCGUCAUCAAGCAGAUGGAGGAUGGCACCAUAAUCUGGGGUCAAAAAUACAUCCUGGAUGAGACACACUCAACCCAGGAUUCGCUAAGCUGGAAGAAUCUGCGAGGGUAUUCUGGCUUCUCCUGGCAGCGAAUGAAGCCGCGGGCCUCGGCACCAAAAGCUGCAGAGGUCCAAGGCGGAGAAGACUGCCGCGUCCACCCUGCGCCACCGCCCCCGCCACCACCGGCAGAGAAGCCACAGGACACAGGGCACAAGGACCCUGCUCCCAGACUCGGCUGGACCCCAACCUGGACGAGGAGGAGUCUGCCCAAACAGGCGGAGAAAGAGGAGAAGAAGGAGGAGACGGAGGAGAAGGAGAAGGAGGAGAAGGAGGAGGACCAGGAUCUGUAUGCCGAGUUGGCUGCGACAGAGGACACUUCUGAGCCUUCUGCAGACGGAGAGGCGAAGCAGGUGGCAACGACU
Molecule: messenger RNA, 642 nt
Organism: Symbiodinium sp. CCMP2456
Lineage: Eukaryota; Dinophyceae; Suessiales; Symbiodiniaceae
Source: the annotation of a GenBank genome assembly